AUGAUCCAAGCAAAGUCCAUCUGCUUGAUUGCAUUGAUUGAUGAUAUUUAUGAUGUCAUCGACAGAUGGGACUUAACUGCCAUGGACAAGCUUCCAGAGUACAUGAAACUAUGUUUCUUUGCACUCUUCAACAUGGUGCACGAAGAAGGCUACUGGGUGAUGAAGGAGAAAGGCUUGGACAUUGUGCCUGGCUUAAAGAAAGAAUGGGGAAAUUAUGCAAAGCAUACUUUGAGGAAGCAAAAUGGUUCCACCAUGGACAAACUCCCAAGCUCCAAGAGUACUUGGAGAAUGGUUGGGUAUCAAUCUCUAAUCCGAUCAUGCUAUUUAAUGCUUACUGCAUGGGCAAAGACUUAA
Molecule: messenger RNA, 354 nt
Organism: Zingiber officinale
Lineage: Eukaryota; Viridiplantae; Streptophyta; Magnoliopsida; Zingiberales; Zingiberaceae
Product: terpene synthase 10-like
Exons: 3
Coding region: 1-354 (117 amino acids)
Molecular function (GO): magnesium ion binding; terpene synthase activity
Source: RefSeq, a predicted model, not a curated record